CCGAAACGCUCAGACGUGUCGCGCGAUCGGCGUAGAAAGUGAAUUUGAAACAGCAGCAGCUGCAGCCACCGAAAAAGUGUAUUACAAGAAUUCCCCCUUGCUUGCCAUGUUCCGAAUCCUCGUUGGAGUGACUUGUGCGCUCCUUUGGCUGGAAGCGAGUCAGGCUCUGACUCCUGGCCUGCAGGUGGCCAAGCAGUGGAAGCUCCUGCGAUAUAAUUUCCAGCCCCAGGCACCGAUCACCGAUCCCAAUUUCUUUAGUCCCCAAAAUGUUUUGAUCACGGGAGUGGCUGUAACGGACGAUCGCAUCUUUGUGGCCACGCCGAAGCUCUUCUCGGGCGUAUCCUCCACGGUGAGUUGGGUGCCCAAGGCGCAGUUCGGGGACUCCCCCACCCUGCAGGCCUUUCCCGAUUGGUCCUUCUCCAACACCGGUCGCAGUGACUUCAACUGCAGUGAUCUUAUCCUGACCUCGGUUUACCGCCUGCGCGUGGACUCAUGCAAUCGCAUUUGGCUGCUGGAUGCUGGAGUUUCACGUUCCCUCGAGGACUUUGAGAUCACCUGUCCGCCAAAGAUCCUGGUGGUAGACCUGGCCACGGAUCGUGUGGUGCGCAGAAUUGAUUUUCCGCCAGAGGUCCUGCGCGGUGAGUCUCUGUUUACCAAUAUGGUGAUCGAUGAGACCACGGCCAAGGGCUGCGAUGAUGUGUUCGUCUACAUCACGGACACCGUGGAGCCGGGCAUCAUAGUGUACGACAGCGGAAAGGAUGUAACUUGGCGGGUGUCGCACCCGGCCAUGUAUCCCGAUCCGGAUUUUGCCCAGUCGGAGAUUCACGAGCAUCGCUUUGUCCUAAUGGACGGUGUAGUUGGACUGACUUUUGAUGAACGCACUGGUGUGGUCUACUUCCAACCUUUGGCCACGGAUAGAGUCUUUUCCGUACACAAAAAUGUCCUGCGUGCUGGUCCUCUCCCCGAUAACAAAAUGCUGGAUGUGAAACUGGUGGGCAAGAAGAGCUCCCAGGGCAUUGGACUCUCGGUGUCGCCGUUCGACAGCAGCCUGAUCUUCAGUCCGUUGAGUGAAACUGCUAUUGCCUCUUGGAAUCCAACAACCAAUCAGCAAUCCGUGCUGGCCUACGAUAAGGAUCAGUUGCAGUUUGUGGCCGAUAUAACCACUACCAGAUCGGAGCCGGGCGUGAUCUAUGCCAUCUCAUCAAAGUUCCAUCGAUUCUUCCUGAAGAACCUAAAUCCCAGUGAGUUUAACAAUCGUAUUGUUCGGCUGGAACUGGCCUCCGGGAACUCCUUGCUGGGCCAUCGCGUUGCCCUGCCCGCUCCUCCCACGCACAAUAGUCUGCUGAACUAUGGUGUCUACAAUACCCAUGCCCAGACCUCGACGAAUGCUCUGCAAACCUACUUCACCAGUCCAGGCCUGACCACGCCCUUCACCACCAAGACGCCCUUUAAGUUUGAAACCGGUGGGAUUGUCAAUUAUUCCGCCCGCAAUCCUUUUACGGCCCUCAACCAGGGCGAGGCCUUUCCGCCCAGCAAGGCCACGAGGGACAACUACCAGAGAUCGUACCUGGACACCCUGGUGGGUACAACCGCUCCAGGAGCCACAACAAGGGUGGUUUCAUUGCCACCCACUGCCUACACAACCCGACACAGUGGGUACUACUAUCAGCGGGCCACGAGAUCGGCGGGACAUCAGUAGAAAUGGCUCUUAACUAGUGUUCACGCUGCGUAUACGCAAUGCGAAGAGCAGCCGAUGUAA
Molecule: messenger RNA, 1759 nt
Organism: Drosophila serrata
Lineage: Eukaryota; Metazoa; Arthropoda; Insecta; Diptera; Drosophilidae
Gene: yellow-e
Product: L-dopachrome tautomerase yellow-e
Cellular component (GO): extracellular region
Source: RefSeq, a predicted model, not a curated record